UGCCCAGUCGGCAGGCAGAUGCCCUCCGCGGUUUCAGCUUUCUCUGCAACUUCGAGAUGACCACAUGGGGCUGUGGGCCUUGCUGGGCUGAUCAGCUGACCGAAGAGCAGAUUGCUGAAUUCAAGGAAGCUUUCUCCCUAUUCGAUAAAGAUGGCGAUGGUACCAUCACAACAAAGGAACUUGGGACUGUCAUGAGGUCACUGGGUCAGAACCCAACCGAAGCGGAGUUACAGGACAUGAUCAAUGAAGUAGACGCCGAUGGUAAUGGCACCAUUGACUUCCCCGAGUUUUUAACUAUGAUGGCUAGAAAGAUGAAAGACACAGACAGUGAAGAAGAGAUCCGCGAGGCAUUCCGAGUCUUUGACAAGGAUGGCAACGGUUACAUCAGCGCGGCUGAACUACGCCACGUCAUGACAAACUUAGGAGAAAAACUAACAGAUGAAGAAGUAGACGAAAUGAUCAGAGAAGCAGACAUUGAUGGUGAUGGACAAGUGAACUAUGAAGAAUUCGUACAGAUGAUGACUGCAAAAUGAAGACCUACUUUCAACUCCUUUUCCCUCUAGAAGAAUCAAAUUGAAUCUUUUACUUAUACCUCUUGCAAAAAAAAAAAAAAAAGUUCAUUUAUUCAUUCUGUUUCUGUAUAGCAAAACCGAAUGUCAAAAGUACCUUCUGUC
This is a messenger RNA of Chrysochloris asiatica (Cape golden mole), 674 nucleotides long. It is a transcript of the gene CALM1, whose product is annotated as calmodulin 1 (phosphorylase kinase, delta). The record is from RefSeq and is a predicted model, not a curated record. Gene Ontology annotation, molecular function: enzyme regulator activity; calcium ion binding. Lineage: Eukaryota; Metazoa; Chordata; Mammalia; Afrosoricida; Chrysochloridae. The transcript is spliced from 6 exons. Bases 57 to 533 code for a protein of 158 amino acids.